AUGGCUUUUGCCUCUAUCCGUGGGGCCAAACGAGACAUCCCAGACGCAGCCAUGUUUGCUGCCCACUUUGCCCUAUUCCUGAGAAGGGAACAGAGGGGAGGUUCUGCUUUUUCUCCUGCGUCAACCAUCAGUCAGACGAAAGCACGGGCACAAGCUUCCAUUUUAGCUCGUGAACUGGGAUGCCCUUCAGCCAGCAGCGAAGAAACCGUAUCCUGCCUCCGCCAGCUGCCUGCCAAAGUCCUCAACGAUGCACAAACCAGGCUCCUGGCUAUAAGUGGACCAUUCCAGUACUGGAGCCCAGUCGUUGACGGUGUCUACCUUCAGGAGCCUCUCGCAGAAGCUCUGCAACGUUCUCGACCUUCGGAGGUGGACCUGCUGAUUGGAAGUGCUCAACAAGAUGGGCUGAUCAGCAGAGCAAAGGCAGUUAAGCGAUUCGAAGUAAGCCAAGGCCGCGUCAACAGCAAGGUAGCCUUUUAUAAGGCUCUCCAAAACUCCCUGGGCGGAGAAGACGCCGAUCCUGCCGUGCUGGACGCAGCCACCUGGUUUUAUUCCCUGACGCACUCCUCCACCGAGUACGCCUCCUUCUCCAGGGCUUUGGAAAACGCCACACGGGACCAGUUCAUCAUUUGCCCCACAAUAGACAUGGCUCGGCACUGGGCUGGCAAUGGCAGAGGGAAAGUCUUCAUGUACCAUGUCCCAGACACCUCCUCCCUGAGCAGCUCAAGCCUGGAGUUAUUGCCUGAUGUCCAGUAUGCCUUUGGACUGCCUUUCCAUCCCCAGUACGAAAACCAGUAUACUCCGGAAGUGAAGACCCUCUCCUUAAUGGUCAUGCAGUUCGUAGCCAACUUCAUAAGAUCUGGUGUUGCCAAGAGCUAG
Molecule: messenger RNA, 876 nt
Organism: Lacerta agilis (Sand lizard)
Lineage: Eukaryota; Metazoa; Chordata; Lepidosauria; Squamata; Lacertidae
Product: thyroglobulin-like
Exons: 7
Coding region: 1-876 (291 amino acids)
Biological process (GO): thyroid hormone generation
Source: RefSeq, a predicted model, not a curated record